UAUUACCUGACUCUAACCACCAAAUAUAGUUCUUUGCCUGAUAAACGGUUAAGAUAAAAUAAGGCAAUUUGCAUUCAAAGCUGAAAUGCAAAUUCAAUGCAUUUUGCAUUUAACGGAGUCAUUUCAAACAGUUAAAACACGUUAAAAGGCUCCACACACACACAUAUACACACACAAAAAUGCACACACAGUCCUAGCAGUCACGUGCUUUCUGUGAAAUGGGCUCGAGCAAACCGAAACCAACUGCACCUGAAAAAAAAAAUACGUGCGCGUACGCGUGCGUGUUUGUGCGUGCGCGCGCGUGUGUUUUUUUUUUCUUGAAGUGUGUCUUUCAUUGGAAAAACAAAUUAAAGCUCGGAUAUUAUGUUACAGUCUAGAGUUAGAGCCCAGCAUGUUAUCAGCAGUGUGAAGAGGAGGCCCCGCCCCUAAAGCUAAACCGAAAGUAAAACAUUUCUCCUGCUGAGGAGCAACGACCUCCAGCAGCACAAGCUGCUGCAGCUCACUGCUGCACGGACACCACACGACUCACUCACUUACUGCAACUCAUCAGAUUCUCCAGUGACAGAUGGCUGAGCUGAUCCAGCCUCUUCUCCCCUCCAGAAGUUUGUGAAAAUGGUGAUAAAUGUUGAUUAAAGCAACAUGACGUCUGAAGGAGGACAGUGCAGCAGAUGACCAACCAGAGAGAAGCCAGUGAUGGAGGAUCUGCCAGUGAAAAGAGGAGGAACUGGUGCAACAGGUGGUCAAGAGGAGGAUCCUCCUUUCUAGGAUGGUCAGAGACAAUCUUAAUAGAACAGUAGUUCAGAGCAAAAUACAGAAUGGUGCAGCUGAGACACAGAACCGAAGCCAACCCCCCGAGGAACCCGCAAGAGCAGAAAGAGCUCAAGGCCCAGAGAGAGCUCAGCCAGAGAGCCUAGAGCCCACAGAGAGGCAGCUCGACCUGCUGCUCUGGAAAAAACUCAACUUACAGGAAGAUCCUGAGACCUGGUGCCAGUCAGUGGGUGGAGCUGAUGCUGAAAGCUUGCCCACACACCUCCGUCCAUUCCGCAGCGCAGCGGAGUACAAACUAGUGAAACACACGUACCGGCAGCUCCAACACAGUGGUUACUACUGGGGCUCCAUGACCAUGGAGGAGGCACACGAGAUACUGGCAAAGGCACCACUGGGAACCUUCCUCAUCAGAGACAGUGGCCAGACAGAUGUCUUCUUCACUCUGAGUUACCAAAGCGAAGAUGGCCCAACGAGUGUUCGUGUCCAGCUGAACAACCUGCACUUCAGUCUGUAUGGCAGCCACAGGACUUUUCCUUCCCUCUUUGCUCUGCUCACUUAUUACACAAGCUCGUCCUGCAAGCUGACAGUGCCUUAUCGCAAGCAGCGCCCGGAGCGCCUGAAGCAGAUGUGCAGGAGGGCUCUGAUGGGCUCGUAUGAAGUAGGAAAUAUACGCACCUUACCUGGACUCAGCACUCAAGUUAAAGACUAUGUUUGUGCGUACCCUUGUUGUAUAUAGACAUGUGUGGACAGAGGGACUGUCCUUGUAUCCAGGUGUGUGUUAUAAGUUAAACAAACAUUCUGCUAUUGAGUCAUAUUUAACUUCAUAAAUCACACAAAUGUAGCUUGGAAGUCAUUCAAAGGUUAUUUGCACACAUUAUCUGAAUUUUUUACAGAGUGUACUGUUCAUGGUACUUGUUAUUAUUUUUAAAUUAAUAAGAACAUCCAAAUCUUCUGAAACUGCUGCAAUAGUGCCUCCAUGAUACAUAUCAUAGAAAUGUAAAACUUGCUGCAUUAAUCAAUGUUUGUCCACUAGGGGGCAAAAACAACAUUUAUCACCAGUUUAUCUUGUUAUGGCUGAAAUAUAAGCAAACACUUCUCUGCUUCAUGGCCACAUGUGGAAAUCAAAUAUUUUUUCAACUUAACGCUAUUUUUGUAUUUAUAAUUUUUAUAAGAAAGCAACAGGUUGUUUCUUCAGAUAAGUAAUGGAUAAAGUACAAUACUAGAAGCCAUCUUGGCUUUUAAUCCAGCCAACCUGCACGUCUUUAAUCAGUAUUCAAUUAGGCAUUGUUGUGGAAAAUCUUAACAAAUCAAGACAACAAGGGUUUCUUAGAAAAACAGCCCGUGCUGGAUUUAAUGAAAAGUAUGAAAAAUAGAUAAUAUAGUCAAAAUACACAAACGGGUACUUGAUCCAAACAGGAAGUGCAGCUCAUUUUCUAGUCUUGGUUCUAUUUACCUUGGGUUUGUACGUAAGGCCUGACUCAUGAUUUCCUGUUUUGUUCCUAUCUGGUGCCUUGGAAAUUCCUAAAUUUCAGCAGGAAAACAGGGACGUACACAAGGCCAGAUUAAAGUUGCUUGAACAGCAGCUCAUUUGCCCUCGUUGUUUGUUUUCCCCCUCAGAGAUGAAGCUCAGCCAAACAAUUGUUUUAUUUUUUUCUGUUGUGGUUGCAAAAAUACUAGUAGCACAUGAUUGCUAAAGGUCAAAUUAAAUCACCAUAACAUCGAAAGGUUUAUUAAUUUUUUAUAGACAUUCCUCCCCAGAACACAGAGACACAGCUCUUUAAAAAAAAAACAACAGAUAAAGAGAAAGUUGGACACAAAGCAAUGCCCUUUGCCCUAUCUGUUAAAAGAGACUCCACAGAACAGAAACUGGUGAUUAUGCUCUGAGUUUGUCAAUAGCGAGCCCUGUCACAUUACUUGUAGCCAUUGUUAAUGCAACAGUAUUGAUUCAUGCCGUGUGGAUUGUGAUAGAUUGUUCAUCAGCGCUUUAAAUCAUCUUUACAUGUUUACUGAAUGUCCUUAGUCAGAACAACAAACAACUGUACAAGAGUGGUAUGCUUUUCAAAAAGUAAUUAAAAUAUUUAAUGUUUUAUUUUAUAUUUAAUGUCAUAUUUCAUGUUUAAUGCACUAUAAUGGAUGUGAACCCAAGGCUGAACUACAGACCAGGCAAAGUGAGCGACUGCCCCAGGGCUCAGGCUGUCGCUCUAUUUUUAGAUAAACCAGCCACAGUGGUUAGUGGUUAGCACUGUGGCUAGCAAAAG
Molecule: messenger RNA, 3026 nt
Organism: Centropristis striata (black sea bass)
Lineage: Eukaryota; Metazoa; Chordata; Actinopteri; Perciformes; Serranidae
Product: suppressor of cytokine signaling 1-like
Exons: 4
Coding region: 767-1504 (245 amino acids)
Biological process (GO): phosphatidylinositol phosphate biosynthetic process
Cellular component (GO): phosphatidylinositol 3-kinase complex
Molecular function (GO): 1-phosphatidylinositol-3-kinase regulator activity
Source: RefSeq, a predicted model, not a curated record